Molecule: messenger RNA, 1464 nt
Organism: Cydia strobilella
Lineage: Eukaryota; Metazoa; Arthropoda; Insecta; Lepidoptera; Tortricidae
Gene: Alg2
Product: alpha-1,3/1,6-mannosyltransferase ALG2
Exons: 1
Coding region: 136-1401 (421 amino acids)
Cellular component (GO): endomembrane system
Molecular function (GO): GDP-Man:Man(1)GlcNAc(2)-PP-Dol alpha-1,3-mannosyltransferase activity; alpha-1,3-mannosyltransferase activity
Source: RefSeq, a predicted model, not a curated record
UUCGCAUGAGUAAGUUAGUACUGACGAGUGUUUAUUGAUAAAACGUGCAAUUUUUAUGUUUGAAGUCACCGCGGUUAUCGAUCAAUUAGUGUAAUUAUAUAUAGGAAGUGCACCGGGUUGAAUAGAAGUGAUAAAAUGGUCAAGAUAAUAUUCUUGCACCCGGACCUGGGUAUUGGAGGAGCUGAGCGGUUGGUCGUGGAUGCUGCACUGGCUUUUAGGAAUAAAGGACACCAAGUCUCUUUUUAUACAAACCAUUACGAUCCUACGCAUUGCUUCUCAGAAACGAGAGAUGGGAGCUUUCCUGUGACGGUGGUCGGGGAUUGGAUUCCACGUUCUAUUUUUGGUCGUUUUAAGGCGGCAUGUGCUUACGUGCGGAUGAUAUACGCGGCAGUGUAUUUAGCUUGGUACGUGAUACCAGUUGAAGAACCUACCCUAAUUUUCUGUGAUUUGAUAUCUAUAUGCAUUCCAUUCUUGAAAAUGGCGAGAGGGCCUUUCAGAGUAGUAUUUUAUUGUCAUCAUCCAGAUAAACUGCUGUCCGAAGAAGGAGGGUUAUUAAAGAAACUUUACAGGGCUCCAUUGAAUUGGCUUGAAGAGUUGACAACUUCCAAGGCCGAUCAGGUUUUAGUGAAUAGCAAAUACACUGCUAGAGUGUACAAAGAUGCAUUCAAGAAUAUAAAAGAAUUGCCAGAUAUUUGCUAUCCAUCAAUUAAUACAGAGUUCUUUAGAACAACAUCCCCCAUGCCCUUGAAAGAGGUUGUUCCUCUUGGCACUGACAAAUACAUUUUCCUCUCCAUAAAUAGAUAUGAGAGAAAAAAGAACCUUCAAUUAGCUUUAAGAGCAUUUGAGAAUUUAAAACAUAUAGUUCCUGAACCAGAUUGGAGCAGAGCACACUUAAUAAUGGCUGGAGGCUUUGACCCAAUUAACCUAGAAAAUAUGGAACACUACAUUGAAUUGACAGAUUUGGCAGCAGAGCUUGAUAUUGAAGAUAAAGUGACAUUUUUAAAAUCACCUAAAGACAUUGAAAAGGUGUCUCUACUGUAUCAUUGUAAGGCUCUUGUAUACACUCCGUCAAAUGAGCACUUUGGUAUUGUGCCAUUAGAAGCAAUGUACUACUGCAAGCCUGUCAUUGCCGUCAACAGUGGAGGCCCCACAGAGACCAUAGUGAAUGAUGUCACUGGCUUCCUGUGUGAGCCUACCAGUGAGUCAGUUGCACAAGCCAUGAGCACAUUGAUGCUGACUCCCGACCUUGGAGAGAGGCUGGGAGAAGCAGGCAGAAAGAGAUUUGAAACAAAGUUUUCCUUUGAUGCAUUUACUGAUCAAUUGGAUGGUAUCCUCACCAGAGAAAGGCAGAUUAUUUCUGAGGCUAGGGCUGUUGAUUAUGAACAGAAGAAACGUAAAUAACAGUCUGCCGACACUCAUACAGUAUGUGAUCUUGUAUGAGUGUUCUAUAACCAAAGAACUUAA